AGAGAUUUGACAUUCUCCAUUUGACAGAUGUGUUUACUUCGAUUAAAUUAAAUUAAGAUUGAAAAAAAAAAUCAUUGUUACAAAUUUCAAAUAUUAUUUUAUAUUGUUAUUAAAUAUUUAACAUUCGAGGCGGUAAAGAUCAAUGAAAUGAUGGAUAAAUGGAGUAUGUAUGACAAUAUGAAUUUAUCAACUCUACCAUGUCAUUAUGUAUCAAUUAGAGAUACAAUUGUAAGCAGAGUAUCUGGUGAAUGUGAUCAGAGUGUCAGUCCAUUACGAGUUGGUAUGCUCGUUGAGGCCAAGGAAAUAAAAUCAGAUGGUGGGAUGAGAAUUAGCGUUAAAGAUACAAGCAAUUAUGAAGUUUGGCAUAAAACUGAAUGGAAAUGUCAUAGAAUUGAUUUUGUACCUGUAACAGAGAAAGUAUGGUAUUUUUUGGCAGCUGUAUCAAUUCCACAAGAAAGAGUUCGCUUGGCUCAGAAUACUAAAUUUUGUGAGGAUGUUGAUAAUUUAAAAAUAAAUCAUAAAGUCUGGUACUAUCCAGAACCUAACUCGGCAAAAAGAUAUAAAGCUGUCAUUAAAUUUAUCGGACCAGUGGAAGAGUUGGGACCAGGAUUUUAUUUCGGCCUCGAGUUAUUGGAUAAAACUGACAGUAUUCGAACAUCACUUGUAGCAAAAAAACACUUUGCAGGGUCAUCCAAUAAUAGUAAUACCUUUGCUACACUCAUUAAUAUUCAACCAAUGAAAUCUGACGAGGUCAACUUUCCACCUUUUAGCGCUAAUGCAAAAUUAUCACAGAAAGAAAUAGAAGCAUCCUGGUCGAAACAAUUAGAUGGAUUUGUAAAUAGUACUACUAAUAAUCAUGCAGUUAAUGGCAAAUACACUCAACAUGACUUGAAUGCUGUCACUAAAAAACGAUUGAUACAUUUUGAAGAUAAAAAUAAUAAUAAUGAUAGUAGUAAUAAUAAUGAUACUAAUAGAGAAUCAGACAGCUCUCGUUUAAAUGACUCAUUGGUACCGAAAGUUAUUCAUCAAUCAGCAAAAUCAAAAGUAUUAUCUAAUCAUGAUGGAAUUAAUUUAAGCAAAAGUAUUAAUUACAACCUUAUUCCGAUAGAUGAUUUAUUCGAAAAAUAUGACAACAAUAAAAUGAUUCGAAAGGACAAUGGAAAAUCACUUGAUUUAGGAACAGAAGUUGAAGUUCUUGUGGGCUCUGAACUACGACAUGGUGUCAUUCGUUGGAUUGAUAAUUCACCGGGGGCUAAUACUAGUAAAAUUAUGGCAGCUAUUGAAUUUAAAGAUGACCCUCAUUUACAAGGUACAGAUGAAGCUUACAGCGACGUUAAACAUUUGAAUCGUAAAUUAAAUAGAUCAAUAUGUACAGAUACUAAAUCUUGCCAACAGUCUAACAUAACACCUACAGACGAUUCAUUAUUGAGAGUAAAUGAUGACAAUUUAAGUAAAACGGAAAAUUUAUUGAUCAAAGGUAUUGUAAGACCGAUAUGUGUUGAGGAAGGUCUUGAAAAUAUUUGUGGUAAAUAUCGUGGUAUUCAAGGUCAUCACAAUUCAUGUUAUUUAGACGCAACAUUGUUUAGUAUGUUUGCUUUUACAAGUGUCUUUGAUAAUUUACUCUUCAGACCUCCGACUGAAAAAGACUGUGCGCAAUAUGAAGAAGUACAGCGAGUAUUACGAGAAGAAAUAGUAAAUCCUCUUCGAAAAAAUAUAUUUGUUCAUGCAAAUCGUGUUAUGAAAUUAAGAACAUUGCUCGAAGAAUUGUCAUCAGUGUCUGGAUUAACGAGUGAAGAAAAGGAUCCUGAAGAAUUUCUCACUUCAUUAGUCGCUCAGAUAUUGAAUGCGGAACCUUUUUUAAAAUUAAGCUCUGGUCAAGAUGCAUACCAUUAUCAGCUUUUUGUUGAAAAAGAUGAUCAUCUGAAUUUACCUACUGUACAACAAUUACUUGAACAAAGCUUUUUGACAAGUAAUAUUAGACUGAAAGAAGUUCCAUCUUGUUUGAUAAUACAAAUGCCCCGUUUUGGAAAGUCAUUCAAAAUGUAUUCAAAAAUACAGCCGACCCUUUUACUUGAUGUCACGGAUAUCAUCGAAGAUUCUCCAAGACAAUGUACAGUCUGUGGAAAGUUGGCUGAAUAUGAGUGCAAAGAGUGUUAUGGUCAACGUGGACUAGGGUUAGAAAGUAUUGCUUUUUGUACUUCUUGUUUGGAUCAAGUACAUCGUCAUGAAAGACGAACAAAUCAUGAAUCUAAGAAAUUAAUCGUACCAACUGAAUUUACAAUUUUACAAGAACAUUGUCCAGUACCACGUCUAUUUUUGGAAUUAUCAGCUGUAGUGUGUAUUGAGACAUCUCACUAUGUGUCUUUUGUAAAAUGUGGAUCAGGCUCUGAAGCGCCUUGGUGUUUUUUUGAUUCAAUGGCUGAUCGAGAAGGCGAACAAAAUGGAUUUAACAUACCGGAAAUGGUAUCAUGUCCGGAUUUUCCAUAUUGGUUAAGUGAAGAAGGAGCUAAGUAUCUUGCCGAAUCUACAGAUGAUCGACAGUUACCGGAAUACGCUAAAAGACUUCUUUGCGAUGCGUAUAUGUGCAUGUAUCAAUCUUCGGACGUAAUGAUGUAUAAGUAAUUUUAAUUAUCUUCUGCGGUGAGAUAAAUAACUUGUAAUAUUAUUGAAUUUUAAUCAAUACUAGAAAAUGUGAUCAAUUUAAAUAAUGAACAUGAAUAUUAAUUGAUAUUAUUUAUACAUUUCUGUUAUCUAUUAUUUUUAUAAUUAAAUGUAAGUUGCAAUA
Molecule: messenger RNA, 2785 nt
Organism: Microplitis mediator
Lineage: Eukaryota; Metazoa; Arthropoda; Insecta; Hymenoptera; Braconidae
Gene: CYLD
Product: ubiquitin carboxyl-terminal hydrolase CYLD
Exons: 11
Coding region: 148-2622 (824 amino acids)
Biological process (GO): protein K63-linked deubiquitination
Cellular component (GO): cytosol
Molecular function (GO): K63-linked deubiquitinase activity; cysteine-type deubiquitinase activity
Source: RefSeq, a predicted model, not a curated record